UUUUUUAUCAAACACGAAACUACAUUUUACUCAAAUAGUUGACAGUUGCUAAAAAGGAGUCUACAUAAUAACUUAACUUAAAAUGAAGCUUAUUUUUACACAAAAUAAUUUUAACACAUGGCUCUCCAUUGUGUUAACAGUUUUAAAUCUCAUUGCUACUAGUCUUCAACAAAUAAACAAUACAAAAUCAAUAUUGUAUCCUAUACCAAGGAGCUUGUCCACAAUAAAUAGUCAUAGAAAUCAUAUUUAUAAUUCAUUUGGCGUUUCUGGAAAUGUUGGAAUCGGGUUACAUUUUGGUGGUGGCUACAGAAUUAAGACUGGUGAUGGAAAUGUCAACCAAGAAAUUGUUCAUAACAAAAUGUACGAUAAAUACUUAGGUACUAGCUUUGGUUUUGGUUCAGCAAGUGGCUUUAAGAAAGGACACGAAAAUGAUGUUGAACAUGGACAAAUUGUCAAUAAUCAAAUAAUUGAACAAGAUCAACAAGAUGAUGGCGUACAAGAGUCAGACGGAGAAGUCUUAACAACAACUACAGUAAAACCAAAACCAGGCGUGUUCAGAAAACUUACAACUUAUUGGUCUGGAGAACGGGAGGAUCCUAAAAAUAAUUAUUCUAAUGGAAUAAUUAAGUGGAGUGUACAACAAUUUAAAAAAAAGAAUCCUGUUGGAACACCAAGAUAAUUGGAAAAUUGACUGCACUUAUAUCUACAAAUUGACACAAGUAUACAAACACACUUACUAUAUAGCUCACAUUUAAUGGCACUAAGAAAAAACACAUUUAUAAAACGCUUGUACAGAAAAUUGAAUGCUGAUUUUAAAUAUUUUAAGUUACUCAAAUUUAUAAUUAUAGAGAAAAAUAUUAAUACUCCAUAAAUUAUUACAAUUUAAAUUAAUGCAACCAACUCCUUAAAAAGAAACUACAUUUUUAUGUUUUGAUAAGAAUAAAUUGAUAAGUGUUUUUUUUUAUCUGAUAAGCUAUGUCUAACAUUAUUCAGUGUGUCCAAAUGUAAUAAAAAAGUAUAAAAUAUAAAUCAAUAUAUUUUAUAUUAUAUUAAUAUCUAACGUUUUCUGAUUGCAU
Molecule: messenger RNA, 1076 nt
Organism: Adelges cooleyi (spruce gall adelgid)
Lineage: Eukaryota; Metazoa; Arthropoda; Insecta; Hemiptera; Adelgidae
Exons: 2
Coding region: 83-679 (198 amino acids)
Source: RefSeq, a predicted model, not a curated record